Messenger RNA from Diabrotica balteata, 808 nucleotides. The record is from the annotation of a GenBank genome assembly. Lineage: Eukaryota; Metazoa; Arthropoda; Insecta; Coleoptera; Chrysomelidae.
AUAUACAAAAGAUUUUUAUCCGUUAAUGAUAUUUUAAGUGAUAAUCAUUUUUUACAGACUUAACGACGUGAAAAACUUAGUUAGCCAAUUGUAUGAAGCAAUGCACGUCCAGGAACACCAAUUGUCUAAAGAAAAAGAACUGACAACUCAGCUGGAGACAAUCAAGCAGGAAUUACUGCCUUUAGAACAGGUAAAGAGCGAAAUUGAACUUGUGGCCCAACGAAGAGGAAACUGGCUAGCAUGGGCCGGCUUGGGCUUGAUGUCGGUGCAGUUCGGUAUCUUGGCGAGGCUGACUUGGUGGGAGUACUCGUGGGAUAUUAUGGAACCCGUUACCUAUUUUGUUACUUACGGAACUGCGAUGGCAUGUUACGCCUAUUUUGUACUUACUAAAGAGGAAUACAUUCUACAAGACGUCAGAGACAGACAGCAUUUGAUAGUAAUCCACAAGAAAUCGAAGAAAACAGGUUUAGACAUCAACCAGUACAAUAUGUUGAAGCAAGAAGCUGCCAGAAUAGAAUACACCCUAAAGAAGUUAAGGAACCCCUUAAAAUUGAAACUACCUCCCAGACCAGGAAGCCAAACCGCGAGCUCCGGAUUAGCAGCCGCCAUCGCUGGAGCUGGUGCAACUCCUGGUACCAAUGUCACUGUAACUCUAGUAGAUAAUCCUGUUACCCAGCCUAAAAUUGUUGUAGAUCCCAAAAUUACACCUUUGGUCUCGAAGGAAGCCCAAUCCGAGCCUAAAUCUGAGUCCAAGGCUGUUAAGGAUGUGUCCACGAAGACUUCUGUCCCAGACGAACCUAAAAAAUGA